AGGUUUCCUCUUUGGCUUUUUUUUUCCGGGCAACAAGUAUCAGUAAGGUACCUAGUACCCUCCAAGAAGGAAUUUCAACAAGUCCACUCUUCCUUUCCAAUGUUGAUGUCGCAUUUAAACGCAAAGUGACUACUAGCUAGAGGUACAGAUGAAGCAUACCUCGUUGCGCUCUAGGUCGUUUUUAUGAAAUACUCUCUCAUAGAUAUUGUUGUUAACAGAAUCAACAAAGAAUGGGUAAAAAAGGACGCUGGGGUGGGGCGAAAACUAAAACCCCGGCCGCUGCCGCCGAUGCCGGCGCUGCGGAAAAUCGUGAAGAGCACGUCGACGAGAGUGGCGGGUUGCAUUUACUUGGCGGCGCAGCUAAUCAUGACCUUCACACAGCAUUACUACAAGGUGGUGAAAAUACUGCCUUGCAGCAUAUCCAGGACGGUUUUUUCACCUCACGAGGUGGACGAGGAGCAGCAAAGCAGUCAGAAUUCGAGAUGAGCCAGGGGGGCCCGACUGGAGCUGUCUCUAUGCAGGAGAGACUCAUGCAAUUCUUGACACUAACAGCUGGUGAAGAAGUCGAUGUUUUCGAAGUGGAUCAGAGGACUGGGCAAGAAGUACCCACAGGCGAAAAGCGUAGGAUUCAACAUGCCAUAUGUCAAUUCGAGGGUUUUUGCAACCGAAAAGACAUGAGCGUGUUUGAAAAUCUGAUGUCAGAGCUGGAAUUUAGACCAACAUAUGCGGAAGACACAGGUCAUAGGUUGAGGAGAGAAGUGAUCGAUCCGGGAAUGCAUAACUACGAAGAUGCGACCAGGACAGGUGGAGGAGCCACAAGUUCAAGUAGUAGUGGUAGCAAAGGUGGGAAGCUACAACCAGACAAUUUCAAUUAUUACUACGAGGACCACACCCAGUCCCAGCACAGCAAGUACAAUAUACACGACGAGGGCAAGGGCAGGCAUGGCAAAAUAGGAAAUAUAUCAAGCGCUUCUACAACUAGUUGUACAUCUUCAAAAAAGAACAAAAUCUGGGAUCAAAGUCCUACUUACCGCUCUAUUAUUCGCCACCUUAUCAAGGAGUUUGGCUUGCGCGGGCCUUACUUCAGCGUGAUCAACCUCUAUCGAGAUGAAAAGGACAAAGUUGGCUAUCAUCGCGAUUCGUACAAAGGCAAUGUCAAUUUCACUGUCGGAGUUUCUCUAGGCGCUUCUCGGGAUCUAGAGUUCAUCUCCGAAAUAGAUUUCCAACGACACGCAAAAGAAGGCACGAUCGGCAGCUUGAACAAGAACUCUUCCUCCCUGUUUUCCUUUCCCCAAGGCAACGGCGACAUCUUUGCCUUCAGUGACCACGUCAACCGAAAUUACAGACAUGGGGUUUUACCACACCAGGGCGGCAGAGGUAUAUCCUCGUUCAACAGAGGUAUAUCGUCCAAAGUCGGCCCUCGCAUAAGCGUUGUAUUGUGGGGAGAACGAGGUAAUGGGACAGACCCAGGUGUAGACCGGGAAGACUUCGUACCGGAUUUUGGAGGGAUAGAGGGGGAAAGGAUAAUUUAUUUGAACUAUGAAGGGGAAGAUAAGGAAUACCAGGGUCGUGGAUAGACGACCCCGCCUCAGUUGUGCCAAGAAGACGAUACUAAGUAAAAAUUUUUUUCCUCAGAACAAGGCGUUCCUCCACCAAGAACACGAUUAAUAUACCUCGAU
Messenger RNA from Amoebophrya sp. A25, 1679 nucleotides. The record is from the annotation of a GenBank genome assembly. NCBI's taxonomy places the organism in Eukaryota, Dinophyceae, Syndiniales, Amoebophryaceae.